Molecule: messenger RNA, 315 nt
Organism: Lactuca saligna
Lineage: Eukaryota; Viridiplantae; Streptophyta; Magnoliopsida; Asterales; Asteraceae
Source: the annotation of a GenBank genome assembly
AUGGUGGAGUCGGUGUCACUGGCUGGGCCAACAGCGGCGAUGUCGUUGGCAGAGUUUGACGGUAUGUUGUCCAUGGAAAGCGGAUUAAGAAAAUCAAUUUUAGAAACCGAUUACAUGACAAUGUUGUCGAAUAGUUUGAUGACGCGGGAGGGAGGGAGGGAGGCGCAGACAGCAGCGCUGGAGGAGGUGGAGGUGUUGGUGGAGGUGGCGACCGAUGGGUUGCAGGUCGGCGGAGAUGGCUUAGGGGAAGCCAUAUCAUACAAUCUUGGACCUGAAAAAUUAAGAGGCAUUUUAAGAUUAAGAGGAAAAAAAUAA